Rhizoctonia solani is the source of this 1845-nucleotide messenger RNA. Its product is annotated as GMC oxidoreductase. Gene Ontology annotation, molecular function: flavin adenine dinucleotide binding; oxidoreductase activity, acting on CH-OH group of donors. Bases 1 to 1845 code for a protein of 614 amino acids. The transcript has 12 exons. The record is from RefSeq and is a predicted model, not a curated record. Lineage: Eukaryota; Fungi; Basidiomycota; Agaricomycetes; Cantharellales; Ceratobasidiaceae.
AUGAAAUUAGCACUGCUAUUCUCGCAACUAGUUUGCAUUGGCUUAGCGACAGCCACCCUCUCUUCAAGUGGAGAGGAGUUUGUGAAGAACGAUUUUGACUACCUCGUAGUAGGCGGGGGGCUAGCGGGGCUCGUUGUCGCUAACAGACUUUCCGAAAACUCGAACGUGCGAGUAGGCGUCAUUGAAGCCGGUCGAUAUUUUGAAAAUGACCCACUUAUUAAUACCCCUGCUGCAGUAUUAAAUCGAUUUCUGCAGAUGAAUGCCACGUACGACUGGAGACUCACGACCGUCCCUCAAAAGCACCUAAAUAACCAGUCAAUAAACUUGCCAAGAGGAAAGACGUUAGGAGGAUCCAGCACCAUCGGUUUGCUAAUAUUUGGGCGGGGAUCCAAGAUUGAAUAUGAUGCAUGGGAGCGUCUUGGGUUGCUACCUUAUAUGAAAAAGGCGGAGCAUUUCGAGAUGGUAGACCCCAUCAGAGCUUCGGUCAACCAAGAAGGAAUUCCAGCAAGUCAAGGAACCCAAGGCAUGAUUGCUGGAUCCUACAACACUUGGUACAGUGACCCUGUAUUCCCAUACCGUGCUGCAUCCAUGAAGGUGGGGAUCCCAGCCAAUCUCGACCCUGACAGUGGAACCACAUUCGGCAUUUACAACGCCGCCACUUCUACCAAUCGUACUGCCGGCAUCCGGUCCUAUGCAGGGAACACCUACUACAAGUCCGCCGCUCACAGGCCCAACCUUGUCGUAUUGACCGAGGCUCAAGCCACCAAAAUCGAACUUGAUCAUUCUGGGAAAGAUGUUACGGCCAGGGGCGUCUCUUUUCAAUUCAGGGGCACGUCAUUCACUGCCAAGGCUAAAAAGGAAGUCGUGCUUUCGGCUGGUACUCUUCUGACCCCUCAGCUUCUCGAACUCAGCGGUAUUGGCAACAGCGACGUCUUGAAGAAGUACCAGAUUACCCCAAAGGUGGAUCUUCCCGGGGUUGGGGAGAACUACCAAGACCAUAUAUUGGUCUCGACCACAUACGAAGUAAAGCCAGGCUUUGUCACCUAUGAUAACCUUGGGUAUAACAAUACAUUUAGAGCAGCUGCCGAAGCUCAGUAUGAAAGGACUCAUGACGGACCAAUGACUGCUUCCAACUCCAUGCUAUCGUAUAUCGACCUUUACUCCCUUGCUAGUUCUGGCAAGAUUGCGCAUAUGCACAGGUCACUCUGGGAGGACGUGAAGAAGGAGAAACCUACGAUGCUUCAGAAACAGCAGUACAGAAUCCAAGAGCUGUGGCUGAGGAAGAAGAUGGGUAACGUCGAAGUUAUUCUGCACCCAGGCAAGCAUACUAGAUACUUUGGACCUGGUCCCGCAAAGCCGAAUACGUCAUAUAUCUCGAUUAUCAUGUGCAUUCAGCAUCCAUUCUCUCGUGGAAACAUUCACCUCAACACCUCAGACCCCCUGUCGCCUCCAGCUAUCGACCCUAACUAUCUAUCCAAACAAAUAGACCAGAGCAUCCUUGUCGAGUCGGUCAAGUUUGCCGAUAAGAUUGCCAAGACCGAACCAUUGGCUGCGAUGCUUGUUGCCCGACAGGACCCUAGUCCAGAUAUCAAGUCGGACGAAGAUAUCACCAAGUGGGUCAAGGCUAGUAUCCGCACUUUGCACCACCCAAUUGGAACUGCGACGAUGGCGCCCAAGUCGGUUGGAGGGGUGGUGGAUGAGAAACUGAAGGUGUAUGGAACGAGUAAUCUACGAGUGGUGGACGCAAGUGUGAUCCCGAUGCACCUCGCCGCUCAUCUGCAACGCACCGUGUACGGUAUUGCGGAAAAGGCAGCUGACAUAAUCAAGAGCGACUGGGGAUUCUAA